Molecule: messenger RNA, 903 nt
Organism: Puccinia triticina
Lineage: Eukaryota; Fungi; Basidiomycota; Pucciniomycetes; Pucciniales; Pucciniaceae
Exons: 2
Coding region: 1-903 (300 amino acids)
Biological process (GO): transmembrane transport
Source: RefSeq, a predicted model, not a curated record
AUGUGGCCCUCGCUCGUCAAGAUCGGCAAGGAAGAAGGCUGGCGUGGGUAUUUCAAAGGCAAUGGCAUCAACGUCGUUCGGAUAGCGCCUUAUUCAGCUAUCCAAUUUUCGUCCUACGAGAUUGCCAAGAAACUGUUGUCAAGAUUCUCGUCGACGGGCGAGCUGACGACGCCGCUAAGACUGGGAGCGGGCGCGAUAGCGGGGAUCUGUUCGGUGGUGUCGACGUAUCCGUUAGAUCUAGUGCGGUCGCGGCUGAGCAUCAUCUCCGCGAGUAUCGGGACGCGGCGGCCGACUCGAGGAGGGGUCGAGGAGCGGGGGAUGGGGAUGAUCGGGAUGAGCAUGCACGUGUACAAGCACGAGGGCGGGCUGCGGGGCCUGUACCGGGGCCUAGUGCCGACAGUGAUCGGCGUGGCGCCCUACGUGGGCUCGAACUUCGCCGCCUACGAGCUCCUCAAAACCUACUUCUGCCCGCCCGUCUCCGGCAUCGCCGGCGCCCGCCAACAGCCCAGCGUGCUCCGCAAACUCGCCUGUGGCGCACUCGCCGGCGCCUUCUCCCAGACGAUCACCUACCCGCUCGACGUCCUCAGACGCAGGAUGCAGGUCACCGGCAUGGCGAGCAUGGGCUUCCAGUACAACGGCGCCUGGGACGCCACCCUCAAGAUCCUCAAGAAAGAGGGCCUCGCCGGCCUCUAUAAGGGCCUGUGGCCCAACUUCCUCAAGGUCCGUCUUCCCCUCUUCGUGUGCUCCCUCGAUCCUCUCGGCCUCCCAAAUCCGCUUAUCCUUCCAUUCUUCUUUCUUUCGUAUACACUGCCCUUUCGCACCCUCGCCGCUCCGCAGGUCGCCCCUAGCAUCGGCACUUCGUUUGUCACGUACGAAAUCGUCAGAGACUACUUGCUAUCUUAG